AUUGGAUGAUACAAAUGAAAUCAAGAAGAAAACCGUCACCUACCACACGCGUCCUUCCCUUCUUUAAACAACAAUGGCUUCUUCAGUGGCCAAAGCCAUCACCACCACCUCCUCCGUCGCAAUCCUCCUCCUCAUCCUCCUCACUGCCUCUCUCUGCAACUCAUCGAUUUCAGACGAAGACCCAUCGCCAACCCCAUGGCCCCACCAAUUCCACUCCAUUUUGGUGAUGAACUACACAGGAACCCUCCAGCUGAUCGACCUCUGGUACGACUGGCCCAACGGUCGAAACUUCAACAUCAUCCAGCACCAGCUGGGUUCGGUCCUCUACGACCUCGAGUGGAACAAUGGAACCUCCUUCUUCUACACAUUGGACUCCGCCAGAGAGUGCAGAACCGCCCAGGUAGAAGUGGGUAUUCUCCGACCCGACUGGCUCGACGGAGCCAAGUAUCUGGGUCGCCGACACGUGGAUGGGUUCCUUUGCGAUGUUUGGGAGAAGGCCGACUUCAUUUCGUAUUAUGAGGAUGUUGCUACCAAGAGGCCUGUCCAUUGGGUCUUUUACACAGGGAGGGAGGCACAUGUGAUGACAUUUGAGGUUGGGGCAGUGCUUGAGGAUGCCAAUUGGCAAGCCCCUGUAUACUGCUUUGAUAAGAAAACUGAAACUCAUCUUCAACCAGAGCCGGAAGCAGAGUUUUCCAUCACUAGUGGUGGUGCUUCUUCAAUGGUUGGAUUUCUCAGAGAUUCAAAUCAAUUGGGAUUCAAUAUAUAAUGUUGUUUCUGAAGGAAAUCUUUAGAAAAUCAUGAGUUUCAUUUGAACAUCAAUAUAGAUAAAUAAAAUCAUGGCAACGGAAGCUUAAGCAUGCA
This is a messenger RNA of Prunus avium (sweet cherry), 861 nucleotides long. RefSeq lists its product as uncharacterized. The record is from RefSeq and is a predicted model, not a curated record. NCBI's taxonomy places the organism in Eukaryota, Viridiplantae, Streptophyta, Magnoliopsida, Rosales, Rosaceae.